CCAGUUUUCUGGAGACAGCAGCUGGCUUCCCUCACCAUUUCUAUGCUGGGUCAGUACCACGGUUUCCCCCGCAACCUGGCAGUAGUGCCUCACCUUCCCAGGUGCGGAGCUUCCCCACUCUCCCCUUCCAAGUGCCACGGGCAAGAAGCCCUUUCCUGAAGGGGUUUGAGCUCUGUUGGCAAACGGCUGGAAGGAGCCGAAAGCAUCGCAAGCGCGCAGUGUUUACAAGGCGGCAAUGCAGCUUGUAAACAAGGGGCUUCUUUAGCAGCUGGGAGCAGCGAAAGCACAUUCCAGGGAGAGCAAGCCUGCUGGGAGAUCAGCUUCUUGGAGCAGCCUGGCCCGACUGGGAGACGUCUUGCUCUGCCCUGAGCAGAAACAGCAUCUUCACGAAUGCUUAAUCCUUGACCGCAUCAGAGCACGCUCCAAGCACGAAUGCAUCCUCGCGGCCCCUGGGAGGGCCACGCAGCACCCAAUGAGCUCCAGAGAGCGCUGUCAUCCUUCUGCAGCACUCCUUCUCUUUCUCUGUCUUUAGCUUCCCACCUCACUCCACUGACAGAUCCCCAGCAGCCUGGAGUUCAGGAAUCAAGGUAGGAUCACCCCACAAAAUCUACAUAUUGAUCUAUCUGGCAGGCUCCCACAGGGUAAACAAUACUUGGCUUUGAGGAGGCUGCCUGGUCACUCUGAUCUCUGCUGAUCCCAGACCCCUGAUGAGAAGAACAGCAGGUGCCUGAAUCUGUUUGGACCUGCAGGUGAAGAGCAACUGAGGCAGCAGCUGGCCAGACUUGCGCUACCUUCACAUGCAGGAACAAAUGAGCCAUUCCCAGGAAGGCUCUGGAAGGUUUUCGGCUGCGAGAAGGCAGAGCACAGAGCAUACAGAUGAGGAGCAAGGCCAGGUGGAUGGUGCUGGGAGAAGGGAGCUGAGCGUGCAGUUCAGGGACAGCGGUGAGAGUGAUGAAGAUCCUGACCCUCCCAAGGACCCGCGGCUGAACUCUCUGCCUGAGCUCUCGGUGCUGGAGCGGCUGGGUCUGCACAGAGUGGCUUUGACCGAGCAGGACGUGGAGGCAGCGUUCACGCACUUGGCACUGGCCUUCCGCUGCGACAUGUUCACCCUGCGGCGGCGGGUGCAGGUGGAGGAGCGGGCACGGGACGUGGCGGAGGAGAACAUUCAGCAGGAGCUGGAGGAAUGCCAGGCAGCGCUGCAGAGGCUGGGCCUGUCCUGCGUCGACCCUAAGUGCAAGGAGCUGGUCAGGCAGUUGCAGCUCAGCCUGACAGUGCUGGCGAGGUCCGUUGAGCGAGCGACGAGCGCGGCGGAGAAGCUAGGCGCCAUCCAUCAGGAGGCACGGAUGAGCCGGGCAGCAGAGGUGAUGGUGCAGCAUGUGGAGAACCUGAAGAGGUAUCACUUGCGGGAGCACGCGGAGCUGGAGGAAAUGAAGCGGCUGAUCCAGCAGAACUCCCGCAACCGGCAACUGGCUGAGAACAGGGAUGACGGAGAGCAGAGAGUGAAACUGCCCCUGAUGCGAACGUUCCAGCAGGCGUCGGCACGUCGGAGAGUCAGCAUCGCCGUCAUUCCCAAACAGAUCACGCUGCUUCCCUGCCCCGAAAGUGGGCAAGCGCCUGAGGGGGAGGCGGCCAAGGUGGCAUGGGAGAGCAGCCCUAGCACAGAGAGGCGAACCUGCUGCCUCCAGGAGGACUCCACUGAUGGAUACUUCAUCCUGCACUCAGACUCCUCCAGCUCCUUGCACCAAAGCCAGCCGGAGGCAGACAGAAUCGAGUGUGAGGGGGACAGAGGCCGCUACGCAGAAGGGAGCGAGCCGGAGCUGCGGAGAAGGGGAAGCACCGGCAAGCCUAUGAAGGAGGAACCUGACGGGGCAUCGGACAGCAGCGGGCUGACGGAGGAGCUGGAGCAGCUUAGUCGGACGUCCACGGCAUGUGGGAAAGAGACCCCCUGGCCUUGGGUCUUUCUGCCCCAGCAGUAUUGGCUUUUCCUAUGGCUGCUUUUCCUGGGGCUCUCAUGUCUGGUUCUGAUGCGGAUUCUGGAGCUGCAGAAACAGCAGCCAGCACCAACCCCCAACUCCUAGCAUGAGAGAGGAAGAAGACUCGGCCUGAGAGAGACAGCAUGCCAACAUGGGCUUACUUUUAAAAAUAAAAUAAUAAAAAUAAGGGGGAAAAGAGGUUUAGAUUUUUGGGGAAACACAAACCUCCCUCCUACAAGCUGCAGGGUGGCUCCAGGAGGCUUAUUGAUGUGAAAGGGGCCCUUGCCCCAACUUGGACCCACGAGAGCUGGGCUCAGCAGUACCAGAUUGUCCCUUAUCAGCCGAAUCAUAGAAGGUCAGGGUUGGAAGAGACCUCAGGAGGUCAUCUAGUCCAACCCCCUGCUCAAAGCAGGACCAACACCAACUAAAUCAUCCCAGCUAAGGCUUUGCCAGGCUGGGUCUGGUGCAAGGGUCCCUUGUAUGAUGGGCUAAGAGGGUGGGUGAUAGUGGAAGGGUGGGAGGCUGUAGAUACCUCCACCAGCUCCUGUCCUUCUCUUCUCCCCCUGCCCCUGACCUGACCUGGCUUGGCUUGCCCUGAAGGGCCUCAGCCCCUUUCUCUCCCUUCUUGACUAGACACAGCCUCCUCUCCAUAAGCAGCUGCUGCUUCCUGCUUUAAUCCCCCCCUGAGGAAAGGGCCAGGGGACCAAGCGCCACUUUUGUCUACACACUCUGCGUGAGUGUGUAGACUCACUUCCUCCCUGUGGGGGGGAAGGGGGAAAGGGAAAAGAGAGACAGACCCCCCUCCCCCAAUCAGAUACAAGGGAGAUGCUUUAACAUAUGGACUCCUUGGAAUGAACCAUGGUGCUACCUUUAGUUCUCUGUGGAUCUAUUGUCUGGUUGCCAUUACGAUCCUCAAUCC
Molecule: messenger RNA, 2892 nt
Organism: Dermochelys coriacea (leatherback sea turtle)
Lineage: Eukaryota; Metazoa; Chordata; Testudines; Dermochelyidae
Product: inositol 1,4,5-triphosphate receptor associated 2-like
Exons: 17
Coding region: 798-2078 (426 amino acids)
Cellular component (GO): endoplasmic reticulum membrane
Source: RefSeq, a predicted model, not a curated record